AUGAGAGAACGAAUUCAAACCAAAGAAAGCCCAAACGCCAACCACCAAAGUCUGCAAUAUCGACAAACUAUAGAGAGCCUCAAAGCAGAAACCAAGAAGCUAAAAGACCAAAUGCAGCUUGAUCAUAUUCAUACAACGCCAAUUGGAAAUGAAUCUCACAUUGCCCGUCUCCAAGAUCAAGGGGACAUUUACACCCGAAAGAUCGAAUACGAAACCAAGAAACGUGACGAGCUUGACAAAAAGAUCAUUGAAAUCCAAGAAAAAAUCAUCAACAAGCGUGCUUCAAUUGGAGCUGCCAAAAAAAACAAAGAAACUAAUGACACAAUUGUACAGAAAAUAAAAAAGACUGAGCAUAAGCUUGAUAAAACCCUGCAAAAGUACAAUGAAGCUGUAGCUCAAAACAAGAAAAUCCAUAGCCAGAUUGAUUCUUUAAGAAGAGAGAAAAAAGUUUACCUUAACUUAACUUAACUUAAGAUUAUUGAUAAGCUCCCUGUCGGGGCCCGAAAGCCCUUAUUCCCUCCCGUAACGCUCCACUCGCCUGCUCGCCAACAACCGUCUCUCACGGCCUUCAAAGUCUCGCUCCUACGGACAUGGGCCUGCACAUGCACUCCGCAGUUGGGAAGUUUGGGUCACCGUGCCGUACGCCUGACGAAGGUUGCCUGUCUCGAAAUUUAAAAAAAUGGAAUCUCUGACCGACUUUCGGCAAAAGGGAAAAACUUGUAGCCCAGGGCGAAACUCCUGGUUUCUCGUUAGGGAGUUGCCCGAUAGACCUUUACAGGCUUGGCUGGGCUUCCCCUUUUCCAACUUCAAAGUCUCCCUUCCCUCGAGGUAAAAUCUAACUUGGAAAAAGGACUAGGGCUAGUUAUCUAGCAUAGCUGUCCAUUUCUUCGCUAGCAAAACCUUGCCGGAUAUAAUUAAAAUAGGGCUCGAUACUGCUUGGCCUCUCGGCCAAGCCAAGUUGAGACGCCAUAUUUUAAUUAUAGAAAAAAGUUUACCCAAACCCUUCGUCAGCGUUUAACUGAAGAAGUCGAACAAAAGCAGCAAGAAUUAAAACAAAUUGAGUCUCAAAAAGAGCAAGCCAAAAUCCAAAGGGAUGAUGCAAAAAAACAGCUAUUAAGCCUAAAAGAAACAGCAGAAAGAGAGCAGACGAAGUUUAAACAAGAAUGGCAAGAGCUAACUGAGCUGAUAAGAAAUGAUUCUAAAGUAAAAGACUAUUUGGAUUUAAGACAAGAAGAAAAAGAAGAAGAGAACCAAGAAGAAAGCUUAUUGAAAAAGAAUGAUAUGGAUAUCAUAAAAAAUUUAGACCAUACAGGAUCUAUAAGUAAAAAAGAUCGAGAAAAUAUUAGAGAAGCAGUAAAAAAAGUAGAGCAAUAUGAAGAAGCCUUUAAAAAAAUUGAAGAAGCAACUGGGCUUUCUGAUAUUGAUCAAAUUGUUAGAACUUUUGUUGAAGCUGAAAAACACAAUUAUUCUUUAUAUAACUAUGUAAACGAGCUAAGUAAUGAUAUAGAAAGGCUAGAAAAACAAAUAGCUCAGAUUAAGGCAGAAAUAGAAAGCUACAAAGGAAAAGGAAUAAAUACAGAUAAUCAAAGGAAAAAAAUUAUGAGUGACUUGGAAGUAAGGCUUAGCACAACUGAGUCAAGAGCUGAAAAUUAUGAAAGGAAAUACGAAAAAACAAUGAAAACUAUAAAUGCAUUGAAAAUUGGGAUUCAACAGAUUUUGAAAAAAAUUGGGUGCAAUAAUGAGAUGACUGAAAUGAUGCUGGACACACAAGGAGUUGAUGAAUCUAAUAUGAUGCAAUGCUUAGGUGUUAUUGAAUUAAGAACUAAUGAAAUAUUGCAGAUGUAUUGGGGAUGCACAAAUGAUCAUUCUUAUGCUCCAACUGGAGUUAUGCCUGCAAAUACUCAUCAUAGCCAACAAAAUGCUAUAAAACAGCCGAUUAAAAUUGAAAUUGAUGCGCAGCCGAUUAAAGAUGAAAAAGAGCCUGGGGAAGAAGAUGAUAAAGCUUUCUUGACAAGAGAAGAAAUGAAUGAUCGUGCAAUUAUUAAAAGUAUCCCAUAUAAGAAGAGAUAA
Molecule: messenger RNA, 2070 nt
Organism: Blepharisma stoltei
Lineage: Eukaryota; Ciliophora; Heterotrichea; Heterotrichida; Blepharismidae
Source: the annotation of a GenBank genome assembly